Molecule: messenger RNA, 2386 nt
Organism: Neodiprion fabricii
Lineage: Eukaryota; Metazoa; Arthropoda; Insecta; Hymenoptera; Diprionidae
Product: mitochondrial import inner membrane translocase subunit TIM44
Exons: 9
Coding region: 385-1638 (417 amino acids)
Biological process (GO): protein import into mitochondrial matrix
Cellular component (GO): mitochondrial inner membrane
Molecular function (GO): protein-folding chaperone binding
Source: RefSeq, a predicted model, not a curated record
GAAAUAUUUUAUCGGAUUUUUUCCUUUGCUCUGCUGGUUGGAAUUGCCGGCAGAUGGCUGCUUUCUCGACAUUCAACGUUUUCGUUCAAUGGACUCAAUAAAACGCUUGUAAAAUGGUCCUAUUUGUCGAUAUUGGAAUUGACCACGCCAUCCGGAUAGUCUCAAAGAACAUAUUAUGGUCCACCUUGCACCCAAAUUUAUCUAAUUCAUCCGUUAUCAAAUAGCGGGCGUUUAAUUCCACUGCUGAAGUUUGACAAUAAACACGUUUUGCAGAACUGUAUCGCUGGUAAAUCAAAUUUUAUUGGAAUUGUUCGUGCCGCACGAUUCCCCUACAGAUAUUCAAAUGGCUAUAGAGAUAUAUCUCAGAUAUGGAGCGUCAAUCAAAUGCUGCGUCAAAUCGAGGAGAGUAGUUCAACAAGUAUACACAUGCGAUUGUAUUCAAGUCCAGCACGCCGACCAAAUUUCUUUUCACAAUUUGUUGAGAAUAUUAGACAAGAAAUGCAAAAAAAUAAGGAGAUGAAAGAAUCACUGAAAAAAUUUCGUGAAGAAGCUGAGAAGCUUGAGCAAUCGGAUGCCUUAAAAUCUGCUAGACAAAAAUUUCAGACCGUUGAAUCUGAAGCUAAUAAAAGUUCGGAAGUAAUCAAGGAAAGGUUGGAUCAUCUCAAAGAAAAGGUUCAAGGUGUCUUGGAGGAGGCCAGUAAAUCGGAAAUAGGUAAAAAGGCCGGUCAACUCGGUGAGGAAAUAACCAAGUCAGCUAAAGAUGCAGCUGAAACUAUUUCUGAAAAAAGUCAAGCUAUAGGAAAGACUGGGGCCUUUCAAACGAUAUCACAAACUGCUGAGGCUGUCCGGAAAGAGUUUGAUCAGCAAGGAAUACAAGCUCGCGUUUACGUUCCUCCAAAAAAAUUACGAAAACGGAAAGAAGUACCCGAUAUAGUGGACGAAAAGCAAGUGGAAGCAAAUGAGGAAGCUACUGGAGUCGAACUUCACAAAGAUUCCAAAUUUUAUCAAUCAUGGCAAAAUUUUAAGGACAACAAUCCAUAUGUUAAUAAAGUCUGGGACUGGAAAAUGAAAUAUGAAGAAUCCGAUAAUCCUAUGAUACGAGCUUCUAGGCUACUCACAGACAAAGUGACGGAUAUAAUGGGAGGUCUAUUUCAAAAAACGGAACUUUCAGAAACACUAACUGCAAUUUGUAAAUUAGAUCCAAAUUUUGACAAGGUCAAGUUUCUGAGAGAUUGUGAAACAGAUAUAAUUCCUAACAUUCUUGAAGCGAUGGUGAGAGGUGAUUUGGAUACGUUAAAGGACUGGUGUCACGAAGCACCAUACAAUCUUAUAUCACAGCCCUUAACACAGGCAAAAAAAUUAGGAUACUAUUUAGACAGUAAAAUUUUGGAUAUCGACAACGUAGAUCUUGUGAUGGGGAAAGUUAUGGAGCAAGGUCCCGUACUAAUAAUAACUUUCCAAUCACAGCAAAUUAUGUGUGUAAGGAACGCGAAAAAUGAAGUAAUUGAAGGUGAUCCAGAAAAAGUGAUGCGAGUGAAUUACGUUUGGGUCUUAUGUCGAGAUCCUACUGAAUUGAAUCCAAGAGCAGCAUGGCGACUCUUGGAUCUGAGUGCCAAUAGUGCGGAACAAUUUUUGUAGUUUAGAUUCUAUUGAAGAAAAUUCGUCAGGAUUCCUUGGAAAUUUCGUUAUCAAGUAGACAAUGAUUUCAUAGUUCACAUUGCACUGGAUCGACUUUAUCGAAAAAUGAAACAAAAAAAUUAAUACCGUAAGCUCCAAUUUUAUGGUACAUUUUGCGAGAUUUGGUCCUCUGUUACUUGCUAACAGUCUGCGACUAUUCAUUUUUAUUUGAAUCCAGAGCAACCUCAUAUCCUGUAAUUAUUCUAUAUCAAAGCCAGAAUUUGUUGCGAAUUUGACAAAUUUCACUCUGUAUGGAUAUGUUACAUGAUAUCUCAUUUUCAUUUUAUUCGUGAAACCCUGUUUCUGUAGUUUAAAAUACAAUUGAGCGUACUACAUUUUAUUAUCACAGGCACAUUCUCGUCUCAAAACCACGGUUAUAUCUCUGUAAAUAAUUGACUUGUUCGUUUAGAGAGUGUUAUCUCCUGACAAGUCUUGUAAAAUACAAAUAUAAAGAAAUAUCGUGUCAUAUUUAUUAAUUAAUUACUUUGGUGUUGUACUUGUUACUGUAAUGUAGGCCUACGAUAUUCAACUUAUAGAGAUUACAAAUUACCUAUCGAAAAUCGGAAUUCCGAAUAUUACUUUAAACAGAUCUAGUACUUAAUAAAUGAGACCACCUGAUUACACCCUUUUGGAACGUGUACUAAAUUCUUCAAUGUUAAAUUUUGAACCUCUUUUACACAUGUUAUAAAAAUAAAGCCGCAAACAUAAA